UUAAUGGCUUCCAAUAAGGUUUAUUUUGAUAAACUUUUUAAUAAAUUAAAUUCGAUAAAAGUGUAAGUGAAAAUUCGCGUUUUUUGGUGAAAAUGAACUCUUGGGAACUCGGUGCGGAAAGUGUCCCGUUCCUGAACUUAUCGCAGGCGGCCGGACUGGUACAAACAGUUAGGAGAUGCUACUGCGAAGGCCACUGUCCAAACGGCCAAAUCAACGGUACCUGCGAGGUACGAAUCGGCGGCAAAUGCUUCACCAACGUCGAAGCCUACUUUGAAGAUGGAGAAGAGUACCCGGUACGCCGAUAUGGGUGCCUGCCCCCUGAUGAAGGUAGCCUUAUGCAGUGUAAAGGUGACUUGGUACCACACCAAGACAGCAAAAGCAUCCAGUGCUGCGACGAUUCAGACUUUUGCAACAGAGACCUCAAACCCAUGUACACCCCAAGGCCCACCACUGACGUGCCCACUUUCGGUACCACCGAUAACCUCCCCUACAUAGUACUCCUCACUUCUGUAACAUUUUGCCUCACCUUAUUCCUCUUAUGUAUAGCCUUCGUUUACAUGAAGUACCGUAAGAAGGAAGUUUACUCCAAAGGGUACGCACCUGAAAAGUUCCCCAACAUGGAAGUGCACGGACCUUUGUCCAGUCUAAUCGAACAAUCGAGUGGGUCUGGAUCAGGCUUGCCUAUAUUAGUACAAAGGACGAUUUCUAAGCAAAUUCAAAUGGUCAAAUCAGUGGGUAAAGGCCGAUAUGGUGAAGUGUGGCUUGCAAGGUGGAGAGGCGAAAAGGUUGCGGUAAAAGUAUUUCUAACAACCGAAGAGCAAAGUUGGUUUAGGGAAACCGAAAUUUAUCAAACUGUUUUGAUGAGGCAUGAAAACAUUCUAAGCUUUAUUGCGGCUGAUAUUAAAGGCACUGGCUGGACUCAGAUGUUGUUAAUAACUGAUUUUCACGAGAAUGGGUCUUUGUAUGAUUAUUUACAAGACCACUGUUUGGAUCCAAAUAGUUUGCUUGUAAUGGCUAAAAGUAUUGCUAGUGGCUUGUCCCAUUUGCAUACAGAGAUUUUUAGUACUCGAGGCAAACCUGCAAUAGCCCACAGAGAUAUUAAAAGCAAAAACAUUUUAGUAAAGAGAAAUGGGGAAUGUUGCAUAGCAGAUUUUGGUUUAGCAGUGAAAUUCCUAAGUGACACAAACGAAAUCGAUGUUCCACCAAACAUCCGAAGUGGUACCCGACGCUAUAUGGCACCCGAAAUCUUGGACAAAUCUAUAAAUUCUUUAGAAUUUGAAGCCCACAAAAAGGCAGACAUGUACGCUUUAAGCUUAGUGUUUUGGGAAAUGUCCCGCAGGUGCGCAACAGGGGACAAAUUAAAAAUUGUGGACGAUUAUGAGGUGCCCUUUUUCGAUUGCGUGCCUAGCGAUCCUAGUUUUGAAGACAUGCAGCAGGUUGUUUGUGUGAAAAAAAUUAGGCCCCAAUUGCCUCAGAGAUGGGAGAGUGAAGAGGUGCUUCAGACUUUGUCUAAGUUGAUGCAGGAGUGUUGGCAUUCGAACCCAGAUGUCCGAUUGACUUCGUUAAGGGUUAAAAAGACUUUGUCCAAGUUGGAUCCUGAUGUUAGUAUAAAAAUUGUUUAGACUAUAUAAUGAGCUUUAUUGUACAUAUUUUGUGUACAUAUAGAAUUUUAGUUGUAAAUAUUUAAAAGAGUGGAGUACUUUGUAAUUUGGUUUUUUGGAGGUGUUGAUUAGUCUUCAUUGAGUUGUAAACUUGGAAGACUAUUCACCCACUGUAUGUAUAUAAACGACUUGACAAUAUACUAAAAUAAUUAUAAAAAUACAAAAACAAUAACCCGAAAACUGUGUCCUUGAUAUAUUAAUUAAGAAAAACGCCGUACCAAAUGUGACAUUUUUUUUUUUGCCAUAGACGAUUCCUAUUAUAGACCAGUGCCAUCCAGUCGAAAUAUAAAGUCCUGAAUAAAUUAUUAUAAAAUUCCACUUGUUAAUCACAUACACACACAUACAUAGCAAGAGUUGCUCAAAGAUAAAUAAUGUCCAAUUUUUUUUUGUUCAGGAUUUAUUUAUGUGUAAAUUAAUAUAAAGUUUAUUCUUUUAGGGCCGGUUUAUUCAUCUUUUGAUAAACUGACAGGUAUGAUUUGUAAUCCCAUGAGUGGGAUAGUUAUCCACUGACCAAUAGCAUUAUAGAACUAUCUGCAACAUAAGCAAGUUUAUCUAAAGAUGAAUAAAUCAGGCCUUAUUUAACUAAAGGGCCGAGUGACUGUUUAGAAAAUGUGCAUUUAAUUGUUAGAUUAUUAUUAUUAUUAUUGUAACAAUUUCUAUUUUAGUUUAAACAAAAGUAUUUUUUAAUUAAAAAUUGUCUUGAUUGAAUGUGUAUGAUGUAAUUUAAUUUCUUCUUUUUUGAUUUUUGUUUCGUUUUUAUUGCAAGACUGAUAUUGGAUGUUGUGUUUUUGAUGUAUUUAAAAAAUAAAAGACCGUGUAAAAAGUUGUAAUAAAAACU
Molecule: messenger RNA, 2499 nt
Organism: Ceutorhynchus assimilis (cabbage seed weevil)
Lineage: Eukaryota; Metazoa; Arthropoda; Insecta; Coleoptera; Curculionidae
Source: the annotation of a GenBank genome assembly